Molecule: messenger RNA, 4539 nt
Organism: Cricetulus griseus (Chinese hamster)
Lineage: Eukaryota; Metazoa; Chordata; Mammalia; Rodentia; Cricetidae
Source: RefSeq, a predicted model, not a curated record
UUUCUUCACCUGAGAGACAGUCAAUGGGAAUUUCAUGGCUACAAAGACCGGAAGAACACGAUUUAGGCUACCUGCCUCCAGGGCCAGUACCAGAAAGGCACGUCCUUGGUUCAGAAGGAAAUUGAGAAGAAAGCUUUCUCUCCGGCACCCCAACCAAUACCCAGCGGCCCCGCCCGGCCAGGACCAGGGUCCGGAGGAUGCUGCAGCAGCGGAGGUGGGGCCCGCAGGCAAACACCAGCGCCCCCCUCGCAGAUCGGGAGCAACCGAGGCCAGGAAGCCUAUUCUCCGGCACUCCCGCCAACGAUCAGCGGCCCCGCCCGGCCAGGACCAGGGUCCUCAGGAUGCUGCAGCCGCGGAGGUGGGACCUGUACGCAAAGGCCCGCGCUCCCCUCGCGGAUUGGGCACAACCAGGACAGGAUCUUCGCGAUUGGCCAGUCGCAGUGCAGAGGUGGGGCCUGAUUCCUGCAUUGGGGCCUCGGGGACACAGCCAAAGCCAGAGAAGCUGCAGCUGGGGGCGAUGGCCGCUCCAAGCCCUGGGCCCCGCGAGAUCCCCGCCCCUUCCCUGGAGGUUGGAAGCAGGGCGGUUGUCCCAGGGGAUCGCCGAGGCCUCUUGUGGCGUGGCCUUCGAGACAAGCACAAUCGAGUGGGCCUGUUUGAGAUCAAUCCAGGGCAUGAGCUGCACAGGAUGACACGCAUGAUGCAGGAAGGGCUGUGGGCUGCCACCGAGGUCUUCAAGGAGAACCCACCCAAGGGACCUCCCACCCAGAAGGAUUUCUCGGAAGUCAUGACCCAGGUUCACGAAGAGGGCUUCGAGCUGUGCACCCUGGCUGGCCCAGCUUUUGCUCGCCUGAGGCGAUACCUAGGCCUAACUGAAGAGGACUAUCAGGCUACUCUGGGCCCCCGUGGCCCCUACCUUCAAUUUCUCAGCACUUCCAAGAGCAAAGCCAGCUUCUUCCUGUCUCACGACCAGCGCUUCUUUCUAAAGACCCAGAGACGCCACGAAGUGCAGGUGCUCCUCGCCCACCUGCCCCGCUAUGUGCAGCACCUUCUUCGGCACCCACACACGCUGCUGGCACGGUUGCUGGGAGUGCACAGUCUGCGGGUGGCUCAAGGGAAAAAGAAGUACUUCAUCAUCAUGCAGAGCGUCUUCUACCCUGUCAGCCGCAUCUCUGAGAGGUAUGACAUCAAGGCCUGCGAGCAGAGCCGAUGGGUGGAGCCAGUCCCCGAGGGCAGCCCCCUUCUCCUGGUGCUGAAGGACCUCAACUUUGAGGGAAAGACCAUUCGCCUGGGGUCCCAGCGGAGCUGGUUCCUCCGCCAGCUAGAGCUGGACACCACCUUCCUGCGGGACCUGAAUGUGCUGGACUACAGUCUCCUGGUGGCCUUUCAGCUUCUCCACGAAGACGAAAAGGACCGGUUCAGCAUUUUCCGCACUUUCAGACCGCGAAAUGGAGGCUCACAGGGUGAAGGGGGUGAGAGAGACCAUUCAGCAAUAAAUGCUGGAACCAGCCUGAGCCAUGCCUUGUGCCUGGGAAUUUACAGUCUUGGCCACCCAGCUCCUAUAGUCCUAGCCUUAUACUCUGGCGAAGGGGGAGAGUGGAGUCUCUACCCGCUUGUCCCAAUGGGGGGAACUAGUCCAGGGGUUUUAUGGUGCAGGUUAGGAGCAAGACCAGCCCUGGACACUAGGCCUCCCAAUUCCCAGCUCUGAUUAAGGCUCCACAGUGGCCCUCUAGGAGACAAGUGGGUAAAGAUGAGGGAGGCAGAGGAAAGGCCUUCAUGGAAUUGGUGUGUGUGUGGGUCCUCAAAGGUCACUGUUGAUCUUGAAUGACAGGAAGUCUCAGUAGCUAGUCUGGUGAUUUUGGAAUAGCCUAUAGAACCCCUAACCACCUCUUUUCCUUCUUCUGGGAAACCAACAUGGCCUGUGACUCCAAUCUGAUUCAAUUUUGCUCAAUGGCCUUUUCUUCCAAAGUGUUCUAGAGCUUGCUGUUUUUUAGGGCAUGGUGCUAACCCCCUGUGCCUCUGUAGUCUAAUGUGUGAAUAGAAAGCACACACACAACCCUCAGGAACACAUUGACACUGCCUGGACAGCUAUCCUACAAUAGGUGCUCUCCUGGGAUACAUAGAUCUAGGGAGAAGCCUGGGGUCAAAGUCCUGGAGAAAUGAACCAUUACCAAAUCACCUCACUGGUGGUCAGGAGGAACAGACCUUAACUUCUGAGACCAGAAGGGUUACACGUGUCCCUGUUGGGUCCCAGGCCAAGGGCACAGUGACGGACCUGAAACUUGGGAGAAAAGAAACAUCUGUGAUGGAUGAUUGUAAUAGAGUCCUCAAGAGCCCUGAAAAAGGGGAGGUCAGGUAUUUGUUGGGGAGUCACUCUCGAAUGACAAUUAAGGUAGGGAACUGCCAUGGUCUUCUGCUGAAAGCUGUGAUUUGAUGUGCCACCACCAUCCAAGAGAGUGAGAACAAGCUUCUGCUCCCCCUUAUCUGUUCACAUGUAGCACUGAGACCACACCUUAAUGGGUCAGUACCCUAUUGGCUGAAUGAGUUCCCACAACAAUUCCCCUUUUUAUCUAAAUCAGAGGGUUCUAAACCUAAUACAUAACUAUAUACAAUAAGAGCAAGUAUUGUCCAGGAGAAAGAAAAGGUUAAAAAACAAAAAAACAUACACUUAGAACUAUAAUCAACAGCAUCAAGCAAGAAACACACACUAAAUGCUCAGGCUGUAGGUAAUUGGCAAAUAACAGAGAUUAUUCCAAUAGCUGUCCUAUGCUGAGGAGACUAAGUCUUGUACCUAAAAUGCCUUAGCUAAGAUACAAGAGGAUAGUGACUGUGACUUAUCUAGUCUUCAACCCCAUCAAAGACCUGAGAAGGAAAAUAUUACCUGAGUAAGCAAGAAGUGUAAGCAGGUGACUUCCAAAAGGUGCAAGAAAUGACAGAAACAGCUGGCUGCCUGGACAGUCUCCCAAGGUCUCACGGUAACAUAGGGGCAACCAACUUUGGCUAAGGCCUAGACUAUCUAACAGACCAUAUUUAGAAGAAGGAAGAUUCGAAAGACUGUCUUAUCCUGACUUGGCAAGGUUUAGCAGUUGCUUAGCUUGUAUCCUGCUUGUCCAGUUUGGACAGUGUGCCUACUGUCAUCAAGAAGUAGCGUUGUGGGGCUGUGGGGGUGAGGGAUACCCCCCAAGACUGGCCAGGCAGGACCCUGGAAAUGCCUCUCAAUAACUGUUCUGCUGACCCAUCAGAUAUGGCCAGACUUUGAAAAGUGACUGGUGGGAGAGGGCAGGGAGGGGAGAGCACAAGAGGCUGGCUUCAUUGGAACAUUCCAGGAAUUGGCACUUUUCAAAAAGACACGUGGCUGUUCUGGGCGUUCUUAGAUGAUUAUUACUCUGUGCUGGCACAGCUGCAGGGAUUUCCUCUUGGUUGGCAGGAAGUUGAGAAAUAAUGUUCGGCUUCUGCUGCCACCCAGAGGUGUCCACACAGGAACGUAGGAAGGUAGCAGGUGCCAGACUCAGACCUGGGACCUGCUGCCACAUCUGGGGUCUGACUCCCAUGGGAUUGAGCUUGAUCUCAGAGCCCUGAAGUCACAUACAAAGGUGACAACCACCCUUCUGGCAGGGAACCUUGACAAGGCCUGAGGCUGAGAGGGAAGUCACUGCAGAGACCCAGGACGGCUGGCUCUCCUGCCUUGUUAUUUUUUUGAGUGGGUGCUGUGGGUGACUGAGAACAUCACACACACAGCUGAGUCUAACAGUACAUGUGCAUGAGAACAGAGGAAUGAUUCACAGAGUGACUUCACGGUGCACAGCUGGGGAGUGGGGUGGGGUGGCUAAUGCCUGUAACCCCAGCAUUUGUGGAGCUGAGCAGGGUCCCAGACUAGCCUGGAGUGUGCUGGUGGGUUUUCAAAUCAACACAGAGGAGGGUCAUCUGGGAAGGGGAAACCUCAGUUGAGGAACUGCCUCUAUCAUAGACCUAUAGGCAUGUCUUUGGGGGGCCUUUCUUCCUUCUCCCUUCCUUCUUUCCUUCCUUCCUUCCCUCCCUCCCUCUCCUCCUGUUCCUGCUCCUCCUCCUCCUCCUCCUCCUCCUCCUCCUUCUUCCUUCUUUUUUUUUGAUUAAUGGCUGAUGUGGCAGGCCCAAGCCUCCCCUGGGCAGAUGUUCCUGAGUGGUAUAAGAAAGGUGGUUGAUGCUGGGUGGUGGUGGAGCACAAGCCUCUGAUCCCAGCACUCAGGAGACAGAGACAGGCGGAUCUCUGUGAGUUCAAGGUCAGCCUGGUCUACAGAUCUAGUUUCAGGACAGUCAUGGCUGUUACACAGAGAAACCCUGUCUCAAAAAUCAAAAUGAGAGAGAGAGAGAGAGAGAGAGAGAGAGAGAGAGAGAGAGAGAGAAUGGUGGUUGAAUGUGAACCUGAGGAGAAAGCCAGUGAGCAGCACUCCUCCAUGACUUCUGCUUCAGUUCCUGCCUCCACGUUCUUGCCUUGAGUUCCUGCCCUGACUUAACCUCAGCAAUGUGCUGCGAUGUGGGAAGUAUGAGCAGAAAUAAACUUUU